AUGUCUGCUCCCGGAGCUGGUCACGAAUUCCCUGCCCAGGAGGUGUCGUGGCAGAAGCGCGACGUCUUACUGUUUGCCAACAGCAUUGGCUGCAAGGCCGAUGAGCUCCAGUUUCUCUACGAGCUGCACCCUAACUUCUCUGUCUUCCCGACUUAUCCACUCAUCCUUCCUUUUAAGCUCACCGACCAGGAGGUGACUGAUUUCUAUGCCCGUCAAAAGGCUACCCACAUUCCCGGUGUCCCCAAACUGGAUCACCGCCAUGGAGUUGAUGGCCAGCGUAAGCUUACCGUCCUGAAGCCACUGCCUCCUACUAGCGCUGGGCGAAAGUUCGAAUUGCGCAACAAGGUCAUCGGUGUUUAUGAUAAGGGUAAACCCGGCACUGUCGUUGAGACCGAACAGUCUAUCGUGGAUAAGACGACUGGGGAGGUUUACUCAAAGGUGCUGUCUAGCGGGUUCUUGGUUGGCCAGGGUGGCUGGGGUGGUCCCAAGGGUCCCGCUACUGUUAACUUCCCACCCCCUGAGGGUAAGGCCCCCGAUGCCGUGCAUGUUGUCGAGAGCAAUAUGCAGACAGCUCAUCUCUACCGCCUAAACGGAGACUAUAACCCGCUCCACGCCACUCCUGAACCUGGUCAGAAGAUGGGAUUCGGUGGAAUUAUCAUCCACGGCCUAUUCAGCUGGAACUCCUCUGCACAUGGAAUUCUCCGUCUCUUGGGAGGCAGUGACCCUGCUAAUAUGAAGGAAUUCCAGGCCCGCUUUGCGUCACCUGUUCGACCCGGCGAUAAGCUUACGACUGAGAUCUGGCGAUUGGGCAAUGCCGGACCCGACGGCUUCGAGGAAAUUCGAUUUGUUACCAAGAACCAGAAUGGUAAGGCUGGUAAUGUUUCACUAGGAUGCAGCUAUGUUUAUGGCUCUAGAUUGAGCUCAUGGGUCCCUCAGAAGAAGAGAAAGCAGCAGCCUAAGCAACCUGAGCCUGCGUGGAAAUCGCCUGGUUUUACCAUUCCGGCCGAGGAAAAAGACUCCCCAAUCCUCAAGCAGUUUGAAUCUGCCCCGGAAUCCGCUGGAGUGGCUUAUGGCGCAUACCGAAAUGGGUGCCUCCCAAUCAAGAAUAAAUCGGAGUACAUGGGGAAAAGCCCACAUAUGUUAUUAGGCUUAUCAAAGCCUUAUAAAAAGGACGAGCCCUAUCCAGAAGUGAAUUUCGAAGAGGUGAUGUCAAAAGACAGCGCCUACAAUUCCGGCUUUUGUUUCAUCGACGGCGUUCCUGCCACUCCUGAAGCUACGAAGACUUUGAUCGAGCGGAUUGCCUUCAUUCGACAUACUCAUUACGGUGGAUUCUGGGAGUUUACCGCCGACCUCACGCUUAAGGACACUGCCUACACAAAUGAGUUCCUUGGUGGGCAUACUGAUAAUACCUAUUUCACCGACCCCGCAAGACUUCAGCUUUUCCAUUUGUUAUCGCAUACCGAUGGCAGCGGGGGAGAAAGUCUCUUAGUGGAUGCAUUCGCAGCAGCUAAGAAAUUGAGGGCUGAGAACAAAGAGCUCUUCAAUUCAUUGGCUGUGGAGAAGCACUCCUGGCACGCCAGCGGCAACGAAGACGUCUGCAUUCAACCUGCCGUCCGCGCCCCUGUCCUCUCUGCCCAUGGGGAUACGAAAGCUGUGUAUCAAAUCCGCUGGAAUGAUUAUGACAGGGCACCAAAGAGUGACUGGACAAUCGAACAGCAGGAUACCUGGUAUAAAGCAGCCAGCCGUUUCAACGAGAUUCUUAACGAGCAACAUCGGCAGAUAGUAACUCAACUGCAGCCAGGAAAGGCAUUAAUUUUUGACAAUUGGAGGAUGCUGCAUGGUCGCUCUGAAUUUACCGGAAAGCGAAGAAUGUGCGGUGGCUACAUUAACAAUGACGAUUUUAUCUCACGACUUCGUCUCCUCAAGUUUGGUCGCGAGAAGGUUCUGAACAGCCUAGGAACAUUUUCUACAAGGAGCCCAGAUCCCAGAAACAUCAAAGCUCUCGAGCCCGCUGACAUCUAUUAA
Penicillium angulare is the source of this 2025-nucleotide messenger RNA. Its product is annotated as putative trimethyllysine dioxygenase TmlH. Gene Ontology annotation, cellular component: peroxisome. The record is from RefSeq and is a predicted model, not a curated record. Gene Ontology annotation, molecular function: trimethyllysine dioxygenase activity; iron ion binding. Gene Ontology annotation, biological process: carnitine biosynthetic process. Lineage: Eukaryota; Fungi; Ascomycota; Eurotiomycetes; Eurotiales; Aspergillaceae. Bases 1 to 2025 code for a protein of 674 amino acids. The transcript is spliced from 11 exons.